AGUAGUAGUAGUACCAGUAGUAGUAGUAGUAGUAGUAGUAGUAGUAGUAGUAGUAGUAGUACCAGUAGUAGUAGUAGUAGUACCUGUAGUAGUAGUACCUGUAGUACCAGUAGUAGUAGUUGUAGUAGUAGUACCAGUAGUAGUAGUUGUAGUAGUAGUACCAGUAGUAGUAGUAGUAGUACCUGUAGUAGUAGUACCUGUAGUACCAGUAGUAGUAGUUGUAGUAGUAGUUGUAGCAGUAGUAGUUGUAGUAGUAGUACCAGUAGUAGUAGUAGUAGUAGUGCCUGCAGUAGUAGUAGUAGUACCAGUAGUAGUAGUACCAGUAGUAGUAGUUGUAGUAGUAGUACCAGUAGUAGUAGUAGUAGUAGUACCUGUAGUAGUAGUAGUAGUAACAGUAGUAGUAGUAGUAGUAGCAGUAACAGUAGUAGUAGUAGUAGUAACAGUAGUAGUAGUAGUAACAGUAGUAGUAGUAGUAGUAGUAGUAACAGUAGUAGUAGUAGUAGUAACAGUAGUAGCAGUAGUAGUAGUAGUUGUAGUAGUAGUACCAGUAGUAGUAGUAGUAGUAGUACCUGUAGUAGUAGUAGUAGUAGUAGUACCUGUAGUAUCUGUAGUAGUAGUUGUAGUACCUGUAGUAGUACCAGUAGUAGUAGUAGUAGUACCUGUAGUAGUAGUAGUAGUAACAGUAGUAGUAGUAGUAGUAGUAGCAGUAACAGUAGUAGUAGUAGUAGUAGUAACAGUAGUAGUAGUAGUAGUAACAGUAGUAGUAGUAGUAGUAGUAGUAGUAACAGUAGUAGUAGUAGUAGUAACAGUAGUAGCAGUAGUAGUAGUAGUUGUAGUAGUAGUACCAGUAGUAGUAGUAGUAGUACCUGUAGUAGUAGUACCUGUAGCAGUAAUUCCUCUCCUAGUAGUAGUAGUAGUAGUAACAGUAGUAGUAACAGUAGUAGUAGUUGUAGUAGUAGCAGUAGUAGUACUAGUAGUAGUAGUAGUAGUAGUAGUAGUAGUAGUAGUAGUAGUAGUUGUAGUAGUACCUGUAGUAGUACUAGUAGUAGUAGUAGUAGUAGUAGUAACAGUAGUAGCAGUUGUAGUAGUAGUAACAGUAGUAGUAGUAGUAGUAGUAGUAGUAACAGUAGUACCUGUUAUAGUAGUAGCAGUAGUAGUAACAGUAGUAGUAGUAGUAGUAGUAGUACCAGUAGUAGUAGUAGUAUUCCCUGUAGUAGUAGUACCAGUAGUAGUAGUAGUAGUAGUAGUAACAGUAGUAGUAGUAGUAGUAGCAGUAACAGUAGUAGUAGUAGUAGUAGUAACAGCAGUAGUAGUAGUAGUAGUAACAGUAGUAGUAGUAGCAGCAACAGUAGUAGUAGUAGCAGCAACAGUAGUAGUAGUAGCAGCAGUAGUAGUAGUAGUAGUAGCAGUAGUAGUAGUAGUAGUAGUAGUAGUAGCAGUAGUAGUAGUAGUAGUAGUACCAGUAGUAGUAGUAGUAUCCCCUGUAGUAGUAGUAGUAGUAGUACCAGUAGUAGUAGUAGUAGUAACAUUAGUAGUAGUAGUAGUAACAGUAGUAUUAGUAGUAGUAACAGUAGUAGUAGUAGUAGUAGUAACAGUAGUAGUAGUAGUAGUAGUAACAGUAGUAGUAGUAGUAGUAACAGUAGUAGUAGUAGCAGUAACAGUAGUAGUAGUAACAGUAGUAGUAGUAACAGUAGUAACAGUAGUAGUAACAGUAGUAGUAGUAACAGUAGUAGUAGUAGUAGUAGUAACAGUAAUAGAAUUAGUAGUAGUAACAGUAGUAGUAGUAGUAGUAACAGUAGUAGUAGUAACAGUAGUAGUAGUAGUAGUAACAGUAGUAGUAGUAGUAGUAACAGUAGUAACAGUAGUAGUAGUAGUAACAGUAGUAGUAGUAGUAGUAGUAGUAGUAGUAACAGUAGUAGUAGUAGUAGUAGUAGUAACAGUAGUAGUAGUAGUAGUAACAGUAGUAGUAGUAACAGUAUAUCAUCUGAUAGUAGUAGUAGUAGUAGUACCAUUAGUAGUAGUAAUAGUAGUAGUAACAGUAGUAGUAGUAGUAGUAGUAACAGUAGUAGUAGUAGUAGUAGUAACAGUAGUAGUAGUGGUAUCAGUAGUAGUAGUAGCAGCAGCAGUAGUAGUAGUAGUACAAGUAGUAGUAGUAGUAGUACCAUUAGUAGUAGUAGUAGUAACAGUAGUAGUAGUAGUAGUUACAGUAGUAGUAGUAGUAGCAGCAGCAGUAGUAGUAGAACCAGUAGUAGUAGUAGUACCAUUAGUAGUAGUAGUAGUAACAGUAGUAGUAGUAGUAGUAACAGUAGUAGUAGUAGUAGUAACAGUAGUAGUAGUAGUAGUACCAGUAGUAGUAGUACCAGUAGUAGUAUUAGUAGUAGUACCAGUUCUAGUAGUAGUAGUACCAGUAGUAGUAGUAGUAGUACCAGUAGUAGUAGUAGCAGCAGCAGUAGUAGUAGUACAAGUAGUAGUAGUAGUAGUAGUAGUAGUAGUAGUAGUAGUAGUAGUAACAGUAGUAGUAGUGGUAUCAGUAGUAGUAGUAGCAGCAGCAGUAGUAGU
Messenger RNA from Oncorhynchus masou masou (cherry salmon), 2559 nucleotides. RefSeq lists its product as uncharacterized. The record is from RefSeq and is a predicted model, not a curated record. The transcript is spliced from 6 exons. The annotation marks the transcript as partial. NCBI's taxonomy places the organism in Eukaryota, Metazoa, Chordata, Actinopteri, Salmoniformes, Salmonidae.